Molecule: messenger RNA, 1319 nt
Organism: Tarenaya hassleriana
Lineage: Eukaryota; Viridiplantae; Streptophyta; Magnoliopsida; Brassicales; Cleomaceae
Exons: 1
Coding region: 107-973 (288 amino acids)
Source: RefSeq, a predicted model, not a curated record
UUCUUCCCCUCCAUCGAGCUCUCUCUCUCUCUCACUAAAAUCAAAACCCUCUCUGUUUCUCUCUCUAAAACCUCCCAUCGUCUGAAACAACAACAGAAUUUUUCAGAUGCCACAAGUCGAUCUCGAGAACUUUGUUUCUUCCGUAUGUUCAGGAGGAUCCGACCGCAAGAUCUCUUGCGAGACCCUCGCCGACCCGACCCAUGACCCGAAAACCAGAUCCCACUACGUAUCCGCCGCCUCUCCGCCGGAAUCUUACUUCCUGUCCAGGGAAGCACAGAUCGCGUGGCUGAGUCAGAACGCGUUCUUCGAGCGCAAAGAAUCCCAGAAAGGAAACUCUGCUUCGAAUUCGAAUCCGGGUUCAAAUUUCAACCCGAAUUCGAACCCGAAAACGAAUUCGCAGCGGAUAUCGCUCAAGUCUAAGGCGUCAAUCAUCGGAUUGCCGAAGCCGCAGAAGACUUGCUUCGACGAGGCCAAGACCCGGAGAAAUUGCAGAAUCGCCAAGACCUUGAUGAUCCCGAAACGGGUCGGGUCGAGGCCGAAAUCGGAUCCCUCGUUGUCUGAACCGUCUUCGCCGAAGGUGUCUUGCAUCGGGCGAGUGAGAUCCAAACGUGAUCGCAGCCGCCGGAUCCGCCGUCAGAAAUCGGUCCGGUCCGACACAGUUAUCGAUAAACCGAUCAGGGACAGAAAACCCGGUUUUCUCGCCAGCUUCAGGGCAAUCUUCAGGACCGGAGGAGGAUGCAAGGACGUAUCCGCGACGGCUCAUGGGUCACACCUGUCGCCGGCGACGCGAGACAUCAGGAGCCGGCUUCCACCGGAUGAUGUGGACGCAGUUCGGUUUGUUCAUAACCGGUUUGAGGAACCGGUCUUUUCGAGAAGGUCGUGCGAUGAACCGGUUAGGUCCGGUUUCGGUGCGAUGAACCGGUUUUCGUCUGGGAGGAGACCGGAUUUGUUGGUUGAUGUUGACGUGGCAUAACUUGCGCCGUCUGAUACGGGGUACCAGUAUGGGGCCCAAGUCGGUGUGUGAUUGGCUGGUUGGUGGGUCCCACAAAUUUUCCUCUCUGAAAAGUCGUUGGUGCUGACGUGGCGAUUGUGUAACGGUUUUCCCACCAAAGUAAACGCGUACGUCAGUGAUUUUCGGGCUAUUUCCCAAACGCGCCGUUUUUGUCACUUCUUACGUGGUUUAUUUACGUUUUUACGUUGAAUUUUUGCUCCUCCUUGGGUUUUCCUUUUAUUUUCCUUAUUUGGUUGUAAAUAGUUAUCUAUAUUUGUAUAUGCGAAUUUUUGGUGAAUUUUGGAAAUCUAGGUAUAUAUAUAUUGUG